CUAUCUCGCCUAUUCUAUUCUGCUCAAUUCGCUUCAAGCUUGCAAGCGAGCAGUUUCAUUCUCCGUCGAACAUCAGCCCCCGGCUCGUUCAUCUUGAGCAACUUGCCUGUUCAGGAUGUGCAUACACAAGGAACAAAGGAAGAAUGGAAAUACUUAGCACAUUGACAGUCUUGCAGAAAAUCAUUUCCUUGUCACUCUCCUUCCUCCCAAACACCCACACCUUUUUCCUUCAAUCCACUCUAGACCAUCUCCUCCAUUCGUUCAAGAUGUCAUCAAAAUUGCCGAUGGAGCUUUGGGAAAAGAUUUGGGAGUCUUUGAAUGUUCCGGAUCGGGUCAUGGUUCAACGUGUGUGCAAAGAUUGGCAUGGCUACAGCAUUGCAUCCAAAAGGCUGUGGAAAGAUAUGCUGCACAUUCGUGAUGAUCAGUCGGUAAAUGCAGAUACCAAGCUAGAUUAUUCCAUCUUGAAACAAAUCACCGGUUGGACAGAUGAUAUGCAUUUUGAUCAAUUAUCCAUCACACUUCGUUGUGAUACUGCUCAACAGUCUAAUGCAAGCUUCAACUUUCUGGAAAUGUUGCCUUCUACGGAAGUACGUGAUCUCGUGCUUGGCUCUGGUGAAAUUGGAAACGACUCACAACUGAGCAAUUGGACUAGAUUGUAUGGCGUGCGGAUGGAAAAGAUCCAGCAAUGCAUGAAUAUGCGUUCCUUGAUCAUGAAUUUGCCGGCAGGAAGCAUGCCACGCUUAGCAACAAAGGUCAAUGUAACGCCAACACCAUUGGAGAUCUUAAGUAUUUCCAUGAAGAGGGAGCAUUAUCAUGGCCCAUUUGUACAGGAACUGCAAGGCAUCAGAAUCGCUUCUAGCUUCCAAGAAAGCGAUGCUAUCCGUCAAGUUGUAAAAGGAGCUCGAGCAAUUGACUUGAUAGAGUCCCAAGAUCAAAUUUGCGAUCGGUUCACUAUCAGUUUUCUUGGCCUUGCUGCUAGUACUUUGGAAUACCUGACGAUUAAUAUUGUGUCAGCAACUGCUUUCGAACCCAGCUUACUACCUUCUGAGACAACGAUCAUUCAUUUCCCCAAUCUUCGUUUCUUCGCUUUGGAGGCAGACGAUUUACGUAAAGAUGCUGUGAAAUUCAAUUGCCCGAAUUUGCAAUCCUUGCAGGUAAGUCAUGUGCCAAAUUUGGAGAUUUUCAAGCCAUGUCCUCCUUUGCAAUCGUUGUACAUUAAAGGCAAACCGAACGACGAAAGUGAGUAUUGGAAAUUUCUGGAACUCAUUCCAAAUGAGAAUCUCCGAAAUAUGUUCGUUAGGACAAGCCCUUACUUGUUUUGCACAAUUGUCAAUCAAGUACACAACAAGUCUGCUUUGCCUAAUCUCCAAAAGCUAGUCGUGAUCGGACCGAUUCCAUCGUUGAGCGAGCAAGCCAUUUUGGCGUUAUAUGGUCCUUCUUCUUCCAUCAAGCACAAGCUCCGUAAGCUGAUUUGGCAGUGCGUGGGUAUGUCAAGAGAGGAUGAGAACAAGGAAAAGAACGGAUUAGAAUUCAUUUUGAAGUACGUUGCCGAGAAGUUCAUCCGAUACAAUGUCAACCCCGACUUUCCAGAUCUGGCAACUUAUCAAUUCUCGCCCACAAUUUUGGAAGAAUUUGCAGAGUACCGCAAUGUGAUGGAGAAGAGAAAGUUGUUCUUUGACGGAAAUGUGAUCAGAAAGGAUUUCCUUUUCAGCCGCUCAACGACUAGCCAAACUUGACAAUUUUGAAGCAAGUCGAUCUGACAGGGCAAAAUCGUUGAU
Meira miltonrushii is the source of this 1778-nucleotide messenger RNA. RefSeq lists its product as uncharacterized. NCBI's taxonomy places the organism in Eukaryota, Fungi, Basidiomycota, Exobasidiomycetes, Exobasidiales, Brachybasidiaceae. Gene Ontology annotation, molecular function: protein binding. The coding region runs from base 144 to 1736 and encodes 530 amino acids. The transcript has a single exon. The record is from RefSeq and is a predicted model, not a curated record.